AUGGCCGACCGCGAAUAUGACGAGCACGAGGGAUCCGUGGACCCCGAACUCCUAUACACCAAGGAAUUUUGUAUAGGUGGUGGAAGCUUCGGCAAGGUCUACAAAGGUGUCGACAAACGGAGUGGCCAGGCAGUGGCCAUCAAGGUUAUCGAUAUCGAAAGCGCCGAGGACGAAGUUGAAGACAUCAUCCAGGAGAUCGCGAUCCUUUCCGAGCUGCAGUCGCCCUACGUCACCAAAUACUAUGGUUCAUAUGCCAAAGGCGCCGAGCUAUGGAUCGUCAUGGAGUUUUGCUCGGGGGGCAGCUGUGCCGAUUUGAUGAAGCCCGGCCUGAUUGGGGAAGACUACAUCGCCAUCAUCGUCCGUGAACUGCUGCUGGGGCUGGACUACUUGCACCAAGACAAGAAACUACACCGAGAUGUCAAAGCUGCCAACAUCCUCCUUGCUGCUAACGGUCAGGUCAAGCUAGCUGAUUUUGGUGUUUCCGGUCAGCUAUCGGCGACCAUGACCAAGAAAAACACGUUUGUCGGCACCCCAUUCUGGAUGGCCCCCGAGGUUAUCAAGCAAAGCGGCUACGAUCACAAGGCUGAUAUCUGGUCUUUGGGUAUCACGGCCCUUGAGCUUGCCAAGGGAGAGCCACCAUAUGCCGAUAUUCAUCCCAUGAAGGUGCUAUUCCUGAUUCCCAAGAAUCCGCCUCCACGUCUGGAAGGUAACUUCACCAAAGGGUUCAAGGAGUUCAUUGAGUUGUGCUUGCAGCGUGACCCCAAGGAAAGGCCAACGGCAAGAGAACUUCUCAAGCAUCCCUUCAUCAGGCGGGCAAAGAAGACGAGCUAUCUGACGGAGCUCAUCGAGCGGCACAACCGGUGGGCAGCUACGCACAAGCAGGAUGACGAAGAGUACCAUGAGCCCGAGGAAAACAACUAUGUCGAGCAACGGAAGCAUAUCAAUGAGGACAUGUGGGACUUUGGCACAGUGCGGCUGGUUAGUGACCGCGGCGGUGUUGUCCACCGGCCGGGCAUGUUGAACCCCAUGGACGAGUCAACACUCAAUGCGAGGUCUUCGAGAGCCAACGAGAGCGCGGAUAACCGGGACGACUGGAGAAGGGAAUCCAACCAAGCUACAUCCAAACUUGCAGUUGACACCAGUGGGACAGGCACAGCGAGGCAAGCAUCACCUGCGAGGAAACCGGUGGGAACGCCAAGCACGGCGAUGCCGCCCCCGACCAGAGUCCCUGUGCCUAUUUCACCUGUUAAGCAGCAGAUACAACAACUAGAGCAACAGCAACACCAAACGAGAGAAUCCGCAACGCCCCGCACAUCACUAGCCAGACCAGUGUCACACGUACCAUUAGGCAGUUCUCCAGAUUAUGAUCAUGUGCUUCAGGAACAGUUACGACGGGAUAUCGGGGGUAUGAACCUCGGACCGGCUAUCCAGAACAGCACACAGCCACAAUCAGCACUCUCCCCACCACAGUAUAGCCAACAACCUACGUCUUCAUCGUCGAGAACCUCUGCUGGACCCAUGAAGUUGCCUGAGAUACCCCCAUACAGAGGAGGACAACCUGCACAGCAACAGCCGCUCCAAAAACUUACCAACCAGCAAAUAAAUCAGCAAGCACCAAACACAAGCAUGCCUUUCCAGCAGCAGCAGCAGCCCCCCCUCUACCAUCAACCUUCGCGUGAAUCACUUUACCGGCAGCAGCAGCAGCAGCAACAACCACAGCAGCAACAGCGUCAGCUAAAUCAUCAACCUUCGCGCGAGCAAGUAUACCAGCAGCACCAGAGACAACAGUCACAGCCGUCCAUGCUCUAUCAUCAGCCCUCGCGCGAGUCAUUGUAUCAACAACAGCAGCAACAACAGCAUCAGCGACGAGAUUCACAACAGUAUCAACAGUCCUCAGGACAGUAUCAACCCAACAGAUCCAGCUAUCAUCAAAGUCAGGGUCUGAGCCCCUUCACAUCAAAGGAGAUGCCACGAUCGUCGCCAUCAGGGAGCCGCAUCGUCUCUACCUCGUCCAACUAUGGCGGAGCCAGUACGCCGUCCUCGUCAUCAACAUCACUUGCGUUCCCUUCGCCUGAUCCACCCAGUCCCAGCGGCGAGUUGGACGCCCUAAACGACGUGAUUUUUCCUGCACUGGAGGAAGCGCUCAAACGUCGCCAAAUCAUGCUGCAGCAGACGUACCGACCGGAACCGGGAUAUUCUCCUGCCCCGCCAACCCCGAAGCAGCAGCGUGCUGAAGCGGCCAACGAGAAGAUACGGAAGCUCGUGUAUAAGUUGGCACAUGUGUGCAAGGAGAUUGAUCAUUAUGAUAAAGCGGAGCCGGUGGGGAUGGGCAAGGACGUGGGAGGUUUCCUGGAGGGGCUUUUGGAGGAGAUAUUGGUGAGAGUCGAGCCGCUUGAUGUUUUGGGGGAAGAUGGACAUGGUGGUUAG
Molecule: messenger RNA, 2427 nt
Organism: Neurospora tetraspora
Lineage: Eukaryota; Fungi; Ascomycota; Sordariomycetes; Sordariales; Sordariaceae
Product: kinase-like protein
Exons: 4
Coding region: 1-2427 (808 amino acids)
Biological process (GO): protein phosphorylation
Cellular component (GO): cytoplasm
Molecular function (GO): protein serine/threonine kinase activity; ATP binding
Source: RefSeq, a predicted model, not a curated record